AUGAAUGACUGGUGCAUCAUUUUCUUCUUUGUGGAUGACAUCUCGAUUCUUUAUCGGCAAAAGAACGAGGACAAUGUCAACCAUCUGAUCACACGACUCAAACGACACUACGAACUCACCGAUCAAGGUGAAGUGUCUUGGUUUCUUGGGAUCCGAGUCAUUCGGGACCGAGAUGCCCGCAAGGUUUGGCUUUGCCAAGAUUCCUACAUCGACAAGAUUGCAACCCAAUACGGAAUCACCAAGAAAAGCUCCUUUCGAGGCAACCCGCUGCCCGGAAAUUCCCUUCAACGUCACGACGAACAGGCCUCUCCUGAAAGCGUGAACUUGUUUCAACAGAAAACCGGAUCGAUCAACUUCGUUGCGAUCUCAACCCGACCCGAUGUUUCCUUUGGUGUUAGCAAACUUGCUGAACACAUGAUGAACCCGUCUUCCAAGCACCAUGAAGUCAUGGAUCAGAUGCUUGAGUAUCUAUUUGCUACGAGAUUCUUCGCGCUUGAGUUCUCGGGAGACUCCAACGAGCUCCACCUCCUCACCAAGCCAAAAGAAAUCCGUAUUGCUACCGAUGCUGCUUUUGCAGACAAUCCCGACUCGAGGAAAUCCUCCCAAGGAUGCCUCAUCACUCUCUUCAACGGUCCCAUUUGGUGGAAUGCCACAAAGCAAGCCACAGUCACAACUUCCUCGACUGAGGCAGAGCUCCUCGCCUUCACUCACACUGCCAAGGAAACUCUCAGCCUCCUUCGACUCUUCAAGCAAAUCGAUCUUCAGCUUGACAACGACCCUAUCAUUGAGUGUGACAACACGCAAACGAUCAGGCUUAUCACAGCUGACGUUCCCCGUGUCAGAACCGCGCUUAAGCACGUUGAUAUUCACAACGCCUGGGCAAGGCAAACGUUCCAAGAAGGCCACUUUGAGGUUGAGUACGUCCCAACAAACCAAAUGAUCGCGGAUGGUCUCACCAAAGCACUGCCUGGCCAAGCCUUCAAGGCCUUUGUUCAGCAACUUGGUCUUAUUGACAUUUCCCCACGAAUUCACCACGUUCCCUCCGACGACGAGGAGUGA
Messenger RNA from Hirsutella rhossiliensis, 1059 nucleotides. Its product is annotated as reverse transcriptase (RNA-dependent DNA polymerase) domain-containing protein. The transcript has a single exon. Lineage: Eukaryota; Fungi; Ascomycota; Sordariomycetes; Hypocreales; Ophiocordycipitaceae. The record is from RefSeq and is a predicted model, not a curated record. Bases 1 to 1059 code for a protein of 352 amino acids.